Molecule: messenger RNA, 1206 nt
Organism: Silurus meridionalis
Lineage: Eukaryota; Metazoa; Chordata; Actinopteri; Siluriformes; Siluridae
Gene: pierce1
Product: piercer of microtubule wall 1
Exons: 3
Coding region: 75-476 (133 amino acids)
Biological process (GO): axoneme assembly
Cellular component (GO): axonemal microtubule
Source: RefSeq, a predicted model, not a curated record
GGGGAGGGGAGGGGGUAAUAAACACAAAGCGCAGCUUCAUUUUAGUUGUGUUAGGGGAGAUUUGAGCUCCAGACAUGGACGCUGAGUUUUCAGAUACAGAGAGAAACAUGAAGCAACAACAGCCGGAUGAAAACCCGCAACCGAAAACCAGCGACUUUUACAGGGUGGGUGAAAAUCUGCCCAAACGCUUCAACAAUCCAGACUGGUUUAAAGGUUACAGUAAGAAGACCCAUGUACUCUACCAAACAACCAAUCAGACGUAUGGAAGCAAAAAACCUACAGUUCACGAAAUGCCAACAGGCUUUUAUGGAAGAAAGUGUAAAUUUUCAAGCCAUCGCCUGAAAACUGGAAUGUUCCGAGAUAACCGCUUCAACACAGAGCUGGAGAGAAGUCCAAUCACGGGGCCAGAAUCCAUCAACGUAGUGCAAGAUAGAAUCAAUUUCCAUCGUUCAAUAAUCAAUCAGAAGGACCAGUGAAGCAACGACUAACAUGACUUGAGACUAAUUCAUUGUUUUUGCUCUGUAAUCAAUGAAAAUGGCAUUUUAACUAAGUUUGUGUGUGCACAACCAUGCUGGCUACUUUAUUAAUUUUAUUAUCUUUCUGAUAAGCAGCACAGGGGCAUAAUGGGUCGCAUCGCUGCCUCACCGCUCUACAGGGUAAUACUCUUUUUGGCAACACAUCCUAGCCCUUAGAUUACAUUUUUUUACUUUAAAAAGUGUGUCUAAUAUACCUCUAGUGUUUGCACAGACAGUCAAAGGUUUUUGAAAAGUUUAAUUACUGUGAGUGCCCUAGAAAAAAACAUACAGAAAAGGAAUAGAAUAACAACUCAAUUACUGUAAGACACAUAUUACACGUGUGAAUCAACAGAGACCUUAGUGCUUGUGUGUAUGGUAUUAAUGAACACUUUUAGAUCCUGAUGGAAUUCUUACUGAUGCUUUAUCAAAGGCAUAAGGGUUAACCAGUUAAACCUGUAGCUCAAAAACACAGUGUUCAUAUUAAUUGCAGGCUAAAUAUAUGGGAAGUGGGUAGCUCAUUGGUCGACUUGGACUUCAGAUCAGAAGGUAAUGAGUUUAAACUCCGUUCUCACCAAGCUGCCCCUUAACCCUCAACUGCCCAGUUGAAUAAAUGGGAUAACCGUACUUUGGUCUCUGUAACAGCAUCUGCAAAAUGCCAUGAAUGUCAAUAAAGAGAUGCAUAUUAAAAAGA